CCCCUCAUCAAAUGCAAAAAAAUUUCUACACAUACUUGAAAAACUAAAGUCUCCAUUGAAAUUCGCACCAUUCAAGCUUAGCUGCAAAUGUACUGGAUGAUCAAUCGGUGCAUUUAUACACCACCAUACCCUUCCAUUCCAAUUUAUAACUCUGUGUGCAUAUAUAAGGAUUCAUAUAGAAAAAAUGGAGCAUAAAAUUGGUAAUUGUCGAAAGAGGAAGUAGAAUAGGAAUGAGAACAGAUAUAGUUAUAGCGACUUUCUUAGCAUUGCUUUUGAUUAGUUCUAGCUUGGUAGAAUCAACAACUUAUCCAAAAGAUAAUCACAGUCAGACUAGGGAAGAAGAGGAAAAGAGAACGAGUCGAAGAAGUGGUAGCGCCAGCCGUGGAAGAGGGAGGACGAGGAGAGGCAGAGGUGGUGGUGGAAGAUCGGGAGGUGGAUCAUCUAAUUGUGAUCCUUUGUUUCAAUACUUAUUUGGAAAUUGUGGUCAAUGGCCAUUCCCACGUGAGGGGCCUAACAACCCGUUUCGGCCUAGGCCGAGGCCGUCGCCUCGCCGAACUCCGCCCCUACCACCGGGACUGCCGCCUCUAGUCCCUUCUCCUCCAUCAAUAGUGCUACCACCACCUUUGGUACCUUCACGACCACUUAUACCUCUACCGCCACCUUUAGUAACUUCACCACCACCUAUACCUCUACCGCCACCUUCACCGCCACUCAUACCCCUCCCGCCACCUUCUUCACCACCUCCGGUGGCUGCCUCACCGCCACCGGUAGUGUCUUCACCUCCACCAGCCUCUCCUCCGCCUGCUUCUCCCCCACCAGCCUCUCCUCCACCUGCCUCUCCCCCACCAGCCUCUCCUCCACCAUCUCCACCACCUACGCUAUCACCUCCACCCCCUACACCACCUCCACCCCCAUUAGUUCCCUCACCACCACCUCCGUCAGAUUCCUCCCCACUUCCACCUGAAAUUCCCAUAGUAUUCCCAUCACCGCCGCCGCCGCUGGUUGCAUCUCCACCACCUGACCAACCAGUCUUUCCAUGGUUCUCACCUCCCGAUUCAAUCUCAAAUUCUCCAGAACUGCCUAUAUUUUCUCCUCCACAAAUACCUGACUUUCUUCUCACACCACCACCUCAGAUAGACGUGCCACCAUCUGAAGAAACUCCGGCACCACCGUUAUUCCCCAUUUUUCCCUCGCCACCAGAUGAAACUACGCCGGAGCCACCUCUUUUCCCAAUAUUCACACCACCACAAGAGCCACCAGAAGUCUUCCUCCCGCCACCGAAUGAAUCUACGCCAGAGCCACCACUUUUUCCUAUAUUCACACCACCACAAGAUCCGCCUGAAUUGCCAUUCACCUUCCCACCGAUCACAUUCAGUCCUCCACCAACUGAUCCAGGUGCAAUUACAACUCCAAUAGUAUUUCCGAUCCCGCAAACACCGGAUUUGUUCUUGCCACCACCCGUGAUUGAUAAUCCCGAUAUACCGCAGACUCCGGUGCAGCCACUGCCAUUUAUAACUGCACCGCCAUCACCGGAGGAGCAGCCAAAAGCGCCGUCGCUUCCAUUCUUUCCUCCUGUUGAGUUUCCACCAAAACCCGAAUCACCUCCAUCCAAGGCAUAAAUUCUGUAUUUCUAGCA
This is a messenger RNA of Olea europaea var. sylvestris, 1636 nucleotides long. RefSeq names its product leucine-rich repeat extensin-like protein 3. The transcript has a single exon. Lineage: Eukaryota; Viridiplantae; Streptophyta; Magnoliopsida; Lamiales; Oleaceae. Bases 231 to 1619 code for a protein of 462 amino acids. The record is from RefSeq and is a predicted model, not a curated record.